Molecule: messenger RNA, 2550 nt
Organism: Endocarpon pusillum Z07020
Lineage: Eukaryota; Fungi; Ascomycota; Eurotiomycetes; Verrucariales; Verrucariaceae
Exons: 1
Coding region: 1-2550 (849 amino acids)
Source: RefSeq, a predicted model, not a curated record
AUGGCAGUAUCUGAGACUAGGGUGCGAAAACUUGACCUCGCUGCGAGGGCAAUCGACCUGACACUCGCACUAACCAGGGCAACCCAUACCUCAGAUUCCUGGCUUAAAGGCGCUUGGGAGGUAGGCCAAUGGCUCGGCCGAGAGAAACUGAAUCAGUACGAACUCGAGGAGUGUAUGCAGAAAGCCAAAGGACUGGUAGUGCCCAACCACAAUGGCCAAGCGUUGUUUGAAGACAUUGUUCAAGGUGUCGAUAACAAACCCAGGGGGCCGCUCUUCCUUGAACAGUCAGGUUCUUUAGGUCGACUAAUGGCUGAAGAUCCGUACUUGAGCUGGAUGAUCUCGACGGUAGCGUCCCUUUUCCAAUUCCACAAGGACGUAGCAUUCAUUUCCCACGCACUUGUUUCCUUUAUCCUAAGGGCUCAUGAUGCUCGUCAGCCGAGCCACCACAGCGAAGUGGCAGAUUUUCCCACAUACAGUCAUGCUCAGGUUCGGAUCAAAGCCGUCAUUGAUAAGAUCGUCUUGAGCAUUUGGCACAAUGUCGUCAAUGCGGGUUGUGAUACAAUCCCGCUGCCCACCGAGCUGUUGUCGGUCUGCCGCACAGGACACUACCUGGACCCCGACGACUUCAGCAUUGUUGCUUUUACCCUGAAUUCCCGAUGCAAAUCAAAGGCGAUCUUACGAAGCGAUUACCUGCUUCGAAACAUUACACACUGGCUUCUACUACACUAUGACGGAAUAAUUGUCGUCAAUGUAGGUGGCAGAGUUAUCUACGAGAAGAACUUCGGAAAUCCAAUGAGAGAGCUGGAAAUCCAUGUGAAGUCUUUCUGCCUAGACAGAGAUACAUGCAAUAACAUAGGAGGGGAGAGUUAUCAUAUCUUACAAGACGUUGCUGGCAAAUUUGAGCACUUCUUAUCUGGCUACUCACCGAAGACCUCAGAUCUACCUCCAGAGCCAGGAAUUCGGCAACCACUUUAUCAGAUUCCACGUUCGUAUCCAAAAGAAAGCGCUAUGUGGAACAUUGGCAUUCAAAUUCUUGUGAGAUGCACCGCACAGUCAAUCAUGCGAUGGCUACUCAGUGUCGAAUUGACUAUGCAGAAAGACUUUUCAGAGCUCGGGUUUUCAGCUGUUCUAGAUUCAAAGAAAAUCGAUAACCCGAAUCUCAAAAUAAGUGACGUCCUCAAGAGAGUCCCUUCCAUAAUCAAUUUAAACUGGGGAAAUUCGCCUCCUUCACAACUCGUAUUCACGAAUAUUCGGAAUCCCUAUGAUACUCUAAGAGAAGGGCAUAUCAAGGGUGCGUCUAUGGAAGAUCAUCCAAAGGACGAUUUGGAAAAGAUCCUCCCACAUUUUCCAAUCCUGCAAGAUCUGUUGCGGAGGGUUAGUCCAGACUGUAAUUGCCAGUCUUGUUCGAUCGAUCAUGAUAACCUCGAAAACAGCCUGCAGCAUGGGUGCCUCAAGCGAGUAGCCCUUGAAGAAGCUUUGCUUCUUGUAGCACAUGGUAUUGCAGAUGGUUUCAACGUCAAGGACGUUUCAGCUGCUGAAGGUCCCGAUUUUGUUCUAAAAGGGGUCGCUGUUUUACUUUUCGAGCUUUGCUCUGAAAAGAGAGUGUGCUGGGACACUUGGUUCGGUCUUGCAGCGAGCGUAUAUCUGGGUUGCCCCUUCAGACUGUCCCCAGGUUACAGUCAUCCGGCUUUUGGAGGCACUGCAAUUGCCGCCAUACAGUACGGCAACCUGGCCGCGCAGGCACCAUGGCUCGAUCUUUCCAAGUGCCUCAAGAUUUCCAGAAGCUUCGAAUUGCUAGGAGCGAGAGGGAGGCUUGGAGUGUUCACGCAGAGCAGUGACCGUGACGAAAUGCAGUUUCGAAGAGUCGAAGAAAACUUUGCGAUAAUCGAGACUGAAAGCACAGAAGACACAUCUGCGACAAACUCUCGAUUUCCGAAGGAGCCAUGGCCUCCAGGCUCCACAUUUACGUUAGAAGAUGAUGAAUGCGCAAUUAGAAGCGACAUGAUCCUCAUUUCCGUCUACGAAAACUACUACCGGCUUUUGUUGCGUGUGAAAACCGCUAAUCACUGGCGCGUUAUUGACCCUAGUGAUGCGUUCAACGGUGUCAUCAGAGGUAUGUCUGUUAGCCAAUGCGUACACGAUGGAAAGAACCCCAACACUACCCUUGAUCGGGCGAAAGUUUACAGUUUCGAAGAACUUCUAGGUAGGUGGCCCGACACAGUACAAAGCAUAGCCUGUGAGCCCACAUCUCAUGGGGGUGGGCAGGAGCCCAAGGGAAUGCUUCAUAUCACCCAAAACCUGGACACCCAUUUCAAAAACAAUGUUGCCAUAGCGCUUUCAAUUUGCACUACAGCAGUUAAGAAUUAUCCUUGUUUUUCUUGUCUACCAUGUGCUCUCAAGCAGGCUAGGGAGAUGAAUAGGAUGCCUCUACGUACAGGCGAAGGUGGAAACGAGAUGGACCGGUACAUUAUCAAUCUUGAACCUGUUCUCAGUGGUGAAGGGGAAACCCUCAAGCCGAGAGCUUUACCACCAGCGAAUGCUGGUAGCUGA